AUGGCGGCAGCACUGGASGGCGGACGAGGUSAGGUCGAGUUUCUUAAUUUCAGGUGGGACGAGGGCAGCCUGCGUGGAGAUCUGGUCACAGUGGUGGGGUACAGGGACUUGGGCAUCCGGUUGUCCCCAGCUGAGAGGAACUAUGAUGUGGGAGAUCACAAACUCCUCGCGAUAAAACUGGCCCUGGAGGAAUGGCGGCACUGGCUAGAGGGCGCUCAACACCCGUCAAAUGGACAGACGGAACGCAUGAACCAGGAGCUGGAGUCAACCCUCAGAUGCCUCACCUCGACCACCUCGACUGGAGCCAAUUUCUCCCCUGGGUCGAGUUAUGAACCCCCACUCUUCCCCUCGGAUGAGAAGGAGAUAUCCGUUACUUCUGUAAAGCACCACAUCCGCCGCUGUAAAACCAUUUGGGGUAACACGGUUGCAGGCCUGAAUCGAACCGUGGAACAAAACCGCCAGUUUGCUGACCGUAAAAGACGGCCAGCUCCCCACUACACACCUACACACAACAGMGUUCCGAGAUUGCCUGUGCGCCUAGCAGUGGAAUUCCCCACUUACCUGUCCGCCCUCCGACGCCGCCUCUCCAGCCGUCCACUUUCUUCCUUCAAGCCCUGGACUCCCCAGAUGCCCUUUUCCCCCUCCCGGCUCGAACYCGCUCCAAACCACGCUCUGGAGUUUGUGAGAGCCUCCCUGACCAAGGUGGAUGACACAGAGUUCAUCUGUCCUGAUGGGUCUUAUGCGCUGCAGGACGACAACCCUCUUGCCAUCGCAGGAGUCAUCGGAGGAUCCUAUAGCAGUGUUUCCAUACAGGUUGCCAAUCUUCUCAGGCUCUUUCAGAUCCCUCAGAUAAGCUAUGCUUCAACGAGUGCCAAGCUCAGCGACAAGACCCGCUAUGAUUACUUUGCCCGCACUGUACCGCCAGACUUCUACCAGGCCAAAGCCAUGGCAGAGAUCCUCCGCUUCUUUAACUGGACAUACGUGUCCACUGUGGCGUCAGAGGGAGAUUACGGUGAAACUGGGAUAGAGGCCUUCGAACAGGAAGCACGAAUGAGGAACAUCUGCAUUGCCACUUCAGAGAAGGUGGGACGUUCGAAUGCUAAGAAGUCUUACGAGGCCGUAAUCCGUCAACUCUUCCAGAAGCCAAACGCCCACGUGGCCGUCCUUUUCCUGCGCAGUGAUGAUGCCAGAGAGCUGAUUGCAGCUGCCGCCAGGCUUAACACCUCUUUCAUUUGGGUGGCUAGUGAUGGCUGGGGCGCACAGGAGAGCAUUGUCAAGGGAAAUGAAAUAACUGCUGAAGGAGCUAUCACACUUGAACUAGCGGCAAACCCCAUACCAGAUUUCAACCGCUACUUCCUGAGUCUGGACCCUGUCAAAAACCACCGGAAUCCCUGGUUCAGGGACUUCUGGGAACAGCGGUUCCAGUGCUCCUUGGGAGCUGGAGGCUUAGGCUUCGGGGGAACACCUCUUCCGCCGUGCGACAAAAACUUGUCGAUGGACCAGAGGUAUUUCGAGCCAGAGUCCAAGAUCAUGUUUGUGGUGAAUGCAGUGUACGCCAUGGCCMAUGCCCUCCACAACAUGCAGCGGAGCCUGUGCUUGAACACCACCAAGCUGUGCGACAGCAUGAAGGCCCUGGAUGGGCGCAGACUCUACAGGGAUUACAUUCUUAAUGUCAGCUUCACAGCCCCUUUAUCCCCUCCAGGUAGUGAGACGGUAGUGAAGUUUGAUUCCCAGGGGGACGGCAUGGGCAGAUACAACAUCUUCAGCUACCAGCGUUCUGGUGAACGUUACGGUUACGUGCCAGUAGGUGAGUGGGCAGAGAGUCUGAGUCUGAACAACGAUCUGAUUCGUUGGCCCAAAGAGGUGCUCCCAACGUCACAGUGCAGCGACCCCUGUGAGCGAAACGAAAUGAAGAAAAUGCAGGCAGGUGAGUACUGCUGCUGGAUCUGUACGGCGUGUGAGCCUCACGAAUACCUGGCUGAUGAGUUCACCUGUUCGCCUUGCGCUCCUGGCCAGUGGCCAACUGAUGACCUCACAUCCUGUUACGAUCUUCCUGAGGACUACAUUAUGUGGGAAGAUGCUUGGGCCAUUGGUCCUAUUACCAUUGCAUGUGUUGGCUUUGUGUGCACUGGCUUGGUGGUUUGGGUGUUCGUCAGACAUAACAACACACCAUUGGUGAAAGCAUCAGGCAGAGAGCUCUGCUACAUUCUCCUCUCCGGAGUCUUUAUGUGCUAUGCCAUGACUUUCCUCUUUUUGGCCAAACCCUCUCCGGCCAUAUGUGCCCUGCGGCGCCUCGGCCUGGGCACGUCRUUUGCUGUGUGCUAUUCUGCCCUGCUGACCAAAACCAACAGAAUCGCCAGAAUUUUCAAUGGCGUGAAAGACGGCGCGGGCGCAGUGAGGCCGCGCUUCAUUAGCCCAUCCUCUCAAGUAUUUAUCUGCCUCAGUCUGAUCUCUGUCCAGCUAGUCAUGGUCUCAGUGUGGCUGCUGCUGGAGGUUCCUGGGACUCGGCGCUUUACGUUACCGGAACGACGACAGACUGUCAUCCUCAAGUGUAAUGUGCGAGACUCCAGCAUGCUGCUGUCGCUGGGAUACGAUGUGCUCCUGGUCAUCUUGUGUACUGUGUAUGCCUUCAAGACCAGGAAGUGCCCUGAGAACUUCAAUGAGGCCAAGUUUAUUGGAUUCACCAUGUAUACGACAUGUAUAAUUUGGCUGGCCUUUCUUCCCAUCUUCUAUGUCACAUCCAGUGACUACAGGGUUCAAACCACGACCAUGUGUAUCUCUGUCAGUUUAAGCGGCUUUGUAGUCCUGGGUUGUAUGUUUGCGCCCAAGGUCAACAUCAUCAUGUUUCAGCCCCAGAAGAAUGUGACCAGCCAUCAUCUUAACCUCAACCGCUUCAGUGUCAGCGGGGCUGCCACUACGUACGCAUCUCAUGCUUCUGUCAGCGCCCACUUCGUCCCAACAGUGUGCAAUGGGAGAGAAAUAGUUGACUCGACCACUUCCUCUCUGUGACAGCAUCCAGUCCGCUCUCUAAACCCGCCCCUGCGACUGUUAGCCAAAUAACAAACAUUUUUCACCACGACUCUGUUUUACCCUCCCCCCCCCUUUUACACACAAGCACUCUUUUACACACACACACGCACAAACAAACACAACCACACAUACUGAAUACAAGCAAACGCCUUCCUUGUGGACUAGAACUGUAUUGUUUCACAAAUGUAGAAAGUGUGUAACUAUAAUUAAAUUAUUUUCUAGGGAUGUAUAUACAUUGGAAUCAACAUUGUUGUACGUAGAGAAACAAAAGAACACAAAAAACCUGUUUUUAGGAGGAAUUUUUUGGAACCUUUGUUUUUGAUAGCUUUGUUUCAAUGUAAAUAGACAUGRGCUUAAACAUGGUAGGGGGACUGAGUCCUUCCAUCUGGAUGCACAUUUGUGGCUCUGCUUGCCUCACUGCAAUACCCACAGACUUUUGAUUCUCAUGCUUUUUUGUAGUACAUCAUUGUAAUAACUAACUGUGUAUGCAUUUCUAAUGUGGAUCUGUACAUUUGUAUAUUAUACUACUGACGGUUCAAACAGCACAAUGUUAAAGGUCUUGUGACACUAGAAUGAAUGUGGGGGGGAAAAAAAGCUAAAACUGGACAAACUUAGAACAGCCAGAAAGGAAAUYGAAAGGGAAAGGAAGGAGAGAGAAAAUUAGGGAGAUUCAUUAAAUUUAGCGAUAUAUUUCUGUUUGAGAAUAUAUCAUUUUGCAUCUUGAUAGAUGUUUGUUGUAUUCUGGAUCUUUGUAAAAAAAAAUCCUUCUGUGGCUGUUUUUGCAGAAAAACAUGUUUUGCUUUUGAUACAAAUGUUCCUAUUUUCUAAUUAUGGGAUCCCUUUAUCUAAAUGGCCAUAAUUCCAGACGUGUGUUCAGCAAAGCAUCGCUUUUUCACUCCCACUCCUAAACUGCUGCGUCUUUUAAAGAUUGCUGUGAUGUAUUACUAAUAAUAAUGAAUGGCUGCACUGAAAAGACAGCACUGCUAAUGCUUUAUGUAAGCCCCAAAGAACAAAAAUAAAUCAGUUUUUCACCCAGUAAUUGAAGUGCCUUGCAAAAGAAUUCAGAUCCCAUGAACCUUUUCACAUUUUGUCCUGUUACAACCACAGACUUCAGUGUAUUUUAGUGGGACUUUAUGGGACAGAGCAACAGAAAGUUGUGAAGUGAAAGGAAAUGAUGCUAGGUUUUAGCACUUUACAAGUAAAAAWCCUUUAAGAAGUGCUGCAUGGAUUUUCUGCUGAGUACUUGUAGAUCUACAUUUAGUUGUAGUUAUGGCUGCAUCAAUCAAAUUCUUUGGGGUAUAUCUUUACCAGUCUUGCUCUUUUGGAAACUAAAAUUGCUGCUCAUUACUCUUUGCAAUGCAGCUCAAACUGAGUCAGACUGAAUGGGUGUCAUCAUCAGUAAACUKCAAUUGUCAAGUAAACUGCAAUUGACUGUCAUUGUAGCUCUAGCUAUAUGUUUAGUGUUGCUGUCUGCUUGAGGAUUAAGCUCAAACUAAGCCUGAAAUGUUUUGAAGCCUCUAACAAGUUUUUAUUCAAGAUUCCCCUGAAAUCACCUGCAUUCAUCUUCCCAUUAAAUUGACUAGCUUUCCCCAAYAGUGCUUACUUUUACUUAAGAUAAGUAACAGCUGGAUAAGUAACAGUUAUCUCCUCAAAAGAUCCUUGGACCCGAGCAACAUAUAUCUGGAGCUCUUCCACUGUCACUAAUAGCUUCUUUGAAAAGGGCUAAAGUUACUAAUCAUAACACUGAAUUUUCACUGUCAUUUUAAAAUGACUGGGCGUAUGUGUAUGCCACACUUUUCAGAUUUUUAUUUUCAAAGGGGACCUAUUAUGCAAARUUCACAUGUUUUUGUGCUUAUAUCUGAGUCAAAAUGCUUAAAAAAAAAAA
This is a messenger RNA of Poecilia reticulata (guppy), 4915 nucleotides long. The record is from RefSeq and is a predicted model, not a curated record. Lineage: Eukaryota; Metazoa; Chordata; Actinopteri; Cyprinodontiformes; Poeciliidae.